Malus domestica (apple) is the source of this 801-nucleotide messenger RNA. Lineage: Eukaryota; Viridiplantae; Streptophyta; Magnoliopsida; Rosales; Rosaceae. The record is from RefSeq and is a predicted model, not a curated record.
AUGGCUUGCCUAUAUACCUUCACCAACUGGCCCAUUUACAUAUUCGUUGUUUUGGGCUCUUCUUGUAUUUUUGCCUUAAACCCCAAACAAAGCACCGAAUCGAGAGAAGAAAAUGGCGAGGAACUCAGGAGUAGCCAAGGCACGGCAAUCGCAGCAAGUUCUGCGCAGCGCUUCUUCAUCGUCACAACCUUCCUUCCAAUUCUUUCCAAACCCUGGCUUCUUCAAUCCACACCGCACCAUCUCCGCCACCCACAGCAGCUCCUUCCACCUCCAAACCCUUCUCCAAUUCCCUCCAUCACUUCCCAAACCCUCACUUUCUCCAACUCCGGCCUCUCUCCUCGCCCUCAGGUGCCUCUAAUAUUGUUGUCAUUCAGGCUGAGGAUGAAUUUGGCAGCGCAAUCAGCCAAGCUAAAGCUAAUUUUUUUUUCCUGGGUUUUUUCCGGUUUUCGGAAUUUUUUUUGUUUUGAGAAAACUUGUCAUAUUUUCAUACAAAUUGUCCGAUUUAUAUAUAAAAUUUCAUACAGAUGGAGCUGUGCCAGCACUUUUCUAUUUCACUGCAGUGUGGCAGGUUCAUAUCUCCAAUCAUUGGAGAGUUGAGUGAGCAAUACCCACGCGUAACAACGUAUAAGGUUGACAUCGACGAGGUGCGCAUUCGAAUUGGAAUUUAGUCUUCUGUAAACUUGGAUCAUUUUGUUUUUGGGAACCAUUUUAGUUCUUUUGUGGACUACUUAAAUCCCAGCUUAAGAUUCAGGUCAAAACUCAGAAGAACUCUGAAGUGUUGCUAAUUAGUUUCAUUUGGUU